UACGAUAUGGGAGGGGGAGAGCAUGAAAUCGCUUUAGAGGAGGCACUAAUAUCUUCCACGUUGAGAAAGCAAAGGCUGCAGGAAAUGGAAGGGAAAUGGACGGAGUUCCUGAAAGAGCUUAAGAAGGUGAGCUACAUGGCAGCGCCGAUGGUGGCUGUCAUGGUGAUGCAGUACCUUAUACAGGUUGUUUCCGUGAUGAUGGUUGGACAUGUCGAUCAGCUCUCUCUUUCCGGGGUCUCCAUCGCCACCUCUUUCACUAGUGUUACUGGCUUCAGUCUUCUUUUUGGUCUAGCUGGUGCACUGGAGACUCUGUGUGGACAAGCAUAUGGGGCACAGCAAUAUCAAAAGCUUGGAAUUCAUACUUACACCUCCAUCCUAUGUCUCUGUCUCGUCUGUCUCCCAAUAUCACUCCUAUGGGUAUUCACAGACAAAAUUCUAAAUUUGAUAGGUCAAGAUCCUUCAAUCUCCAAAGUAGCACACAAAUACUCAGUCUGUCUCAUCCCUAAUCUUUUCUCUUACGCCAUUCUUCAAUCGCUCAUCCGGUAUUUCCAGACGCAGAGUUUGAUUCUUCCGAUGUUGUAUAGCUCAGGUGCAACUCUGUGUUUGCAUAUACCUCUUUGUUGGGCUUUCACCCUUAAACUGAACUUAGGAAGUGUUGGAGCAGCGUUAGCAAUAACCUUCUCUUACUGGUUUAAUGUGAUUGUACUCGGGUUUUACAUGAAGUAUUCGGUGGCAUGUGAAAAGACUCGUGCUCGUGUGCUUUCAGUAGAAGUCAUUCGAAACGUUAAAGAAUUCUUCUGCUUUGCUACUCCAUCAGCUGCAAUGGCUUGUCUUGAAUGGUGGUCCUAUGAGGUGCUCAUUUUGCUUUCUGGGCUAUUAGCAAAUCCGAAACUGGAGGCAUCAGUGCUUUCUAUAUGCUUUACAAUUACUUAUUUGCACUACUACAUACCAUAUGCUUUUGGAGCCACAGCAAGCACUAGGGUUUCAAAUGAGUUAGGAGCUGGGAAUCCUCGCGCUGCUAAAGUUACAGUCUGUGCUAUUACGGUUCUUGCAAUCGUGGAAAUGAUUGUUGUAAGCACAACUCUUUUCUCUUACCGCCAUAAUCUCGGAUAUGCAUUCAGCAAAGACAAGGAGGUUGUGGAGCGUAUAGCAGAUAUGGGUCUUCUUAUUAGUCUCUCCAUUGUUAUGGAUGGGUUACAAGCACUACUUUCAGGGGUUGCUAGAGGAACAGGAUGGCAGGAGAUAGGAGCUUAUGUAAAUCUGGGGGCAUAUUAUUUGGUUGGCACUCCGGUGGGUGUAGUGCUUGCCUUUGUUGUACACUUGAGAGCCAAGGGCCUAUGGAUUGGAUUAUUGACAGGGUCUACUGUUCAGGCUCUCCUGCUUGCUCUUAAAACUGGUCUCACAAAUUGGCAAAAGCAGGCUUCACUUGCAAGAGAGAGGAUGCUGAAAGAGGUCGUACCUAUAGUGGAAUCAGUUGGAUAA
Pyrus x bretschneideri (Chinese white pear) is the source of this 1482-nucleotide messenger RNA. Its product is annotated as protein DETOXIFICATION 14-like. Lineage: Eukaryota; Viridiplantae; Streptophyta; Magnoliopsida; Rosales; Rosaceae. The coding region runs from base 7 to 1482 and encodes 491 amino acids. Gene Ontology annotation, biological process: xenobiotic detoxification by transmembrane export across the plasma membrane. The record is from RefSeq and is a predicted model, not a curated record. The transcript has 7 exons. Gene Ontology annotation, molecular function: xenobiotic transmembrane transporter activity; antiporter activity. Gene Ontology annotation, cellular component: membrane.